AGCUGUCGGGCGCGGAGUUACGGCGCGCGCAGACCCGGGUGAAAGUUGCUAGUGUGUUGAGGAGCUGUUGUGCGCAGCAUGAGGAUGCAGGCCGCCCUGGCGGUGCUCGCCAUUGGCGCUUGCUUGGCCCCAGCUCUGGGCCAAGCGCGGUAUUUCGGCAAGGAUCUGGGCGCUCUCUCCGAGCUACACCACGGCGUGAAGGGUCGGGUGUACGCCGUCGAUUCGAGGACGCUUUUUAUUAAGGAUCUGCAUUAUGAUGGAGAAGGCCCAGCCGCUUACUUCUACGUGGGUUCCUCCAAGUCCCCGUCCGCGUCUGGCGGGCUCCGCUUGCGGGACGAGCGCGGCGGGACCGGCCCGCUGCGGCGGUACCGCGGGGAGGGCGUCACCCUCUCCCUGCCCGACGGGAAGACCUUAAAGGAUGUCAAGUGGUUCUCUAUCUGGUGUGAUGAGUUCUCGGUGAACUUCGGAGACGUGUCGAUCCCCCGGGAGCUGGACUUCCCGAAGCCGGCCAAGGUGGGGGCGCUGCGCGGCGUGCACGGGGUGUCCUCCGACCCCGUCGUGGUGGUGGACGCCCAGACAUUGUUGGUGCCCAAUUUUUCCUAUGAUGGAGAGGCGCCAGACGCCAAGUUCUGGGUGGGUCGCGGGGACAAGCCGUCGCCGCAGGGCAUCCGCAUCCCCGACGAGAACGGCAAGGAGGCGCCGCUCAGGAAGUACGACAGGAAGACCAUCGUGCUCACCCUGCCUGGGGAGCUGACGGUGUUCGACAUCGGGCACUUCGCGGUGUGGUGCGAGGCGUUCACCGUCAACUUCGGGCACGUCACCCUGCCCAGGAACCAGCUCGCCAACGUCCCGCCGAGCCUGAAGAUGCUGGGCGUCUCCCCACAGUCGAAGCUGAACUGCGAGGUUCUCCACGACGAGCUGGCGUUCGAAGUGCGCUGGGCGGUCGCCGGGGACAGCAUCGUACUACAGCUCGUGGGGAAACUUGAGGACGGCGAAUACAUGUCAUUCGGCAUCUCCGGCGACCCAUCGCACUCUCAGAUGGUAGGCGGCGACGUGGCAGUCGCGUGGGUAGACAAGGCCACCCUGAAGGGGUACGCUGUGGACUACUAUCUGGACGCCAAGAGCCAGUGCGCGGGGGUGCGCGGCUCCUGCCCGGAUGAACGGCUUGGAGAGAAGACAAAUUCCAUUCGCCUGCUCAACGCUGCUCUUGUGAACGGGUAUUCCAUAGUGACGUACCAGCGGAGCUUGAGGGCGGCGGACGAGCUGGACCGGCCGGUGCUCACUAACGGCAGCCAGCCCGUGAUCUGGGCGCUCGGCCCGCUGAACUCCAGGAAUGAGGUGUCUUACCACCAUCACUUUACCAAGGGCGACAAGUUCAUAGAGUUCGGUCGCGCGCCCGUGUGGAACUGCCCGAUGCCUGAGAACGAGGACGAGGAGAAACACGAGCCCCCUCGCCGGGAACAACAUGUACCUUCGCGACAGCAGGAGGAAAAUAAGGCAGUAAUAAAACCAAACCCAGUACCGACCCCGCGACCGGUGCCGCGCGUGCAGCCGUGGGACAUCCCCGCCAUCCAGUGCUUCGAGCCGCCGGAUGGCGUGUUCUACGCGCAGAUGGGACCUACUGGCGGGAAGCAGGGGUAUUCUGCUAUCACGGGUCACGUAGGCUGGGGCAUCUCCUGGUACAUCAACGGGCUUCUGAUACCCGAAAUCUACGUUGUCCGUGGGAAGAAGUACACCUUCGUUGUAGAAGGCGGCUCCAAUCCUGAGGUGCCCGCGAGAUAUCAUCCCUUCUACAUCACCAACGACCCAGUGGGAGGAUAUCUGCAUAGAAACGAGGAGGAGAGAAAGGGAAUCGAAAUCUACGCCGGCGUCCGUCGUUCCCGCAGCGGAGAUUUCAUCCCGACUGGCGUGGGCCGGCUCUGCAACUGGACCCCCGACCCUAACGGCCCCGAGGCCGACGAGUACCCCAGCUUUGGGGCCUACCAGCGGUCGCUGACGCUGGAGUGCGAGCAGGGCAACCCGGGCAUCGUCACCUGGACCCCGGACCGGGACACUCCCGACACUGUUUACUAUCAGUGCUUCACCCACCGACAUCUCGGGUGGAAGAUAAAUGUUAUCGAUGAGUGUGACGCGUCAGAAGCCGAAGAGAGCCGCGUUGUCGAGCACGUAGUGCCGGCCGAUCUCACAGAAGAGGAAUCAGUUCAGGUACAUAGCCGCGUCCGUCCUGAUUCUAACUUUUUAGAUCAGCGCAAUAAAGUUGAGAAAAUAAUCAAUACGAAAACGAAUUAUAACGAUUUCAGUACUAGUAAGGGUGAGGUUCCCACGGGGAGUGUCCGGGAGCCCGUGAGGAGCUCGCACCGCCCCGCGCUGGAGUAUGAAUUGCCCGUAACCACAGGACAAAUCGAAGACGUGAUACAAGCUGUUGAAAGUAUUGAGAAUAUGAUGAAGGACGAAAUGCGCAGGAACUUAACUCAACCGCCAAAAUUCACACAAUAUCAAGUUCAUGAGGAUGUCAAAGACAUUUUCUUACCAGAGCAACCUUUCCGCGAAGAUGACGAAUACAUUGUAGAAUCGACGAAACGACCAGAUUUCAAUCUAUCCCCUAAUCAACCACCGCUAACUCUGCAGACCGUUUUACGUCCUAACGGGCCACACAAACAAAUGGGUCCUGUAAGACCUCCAUUUAGGCGACCUGUUCCACCUGAAAUAAAAGUACGGAGACCGAACUACCCAAAAGGCAACGGGGGCUAUCCGUUGCAAAUGCCGAAUUUACACGGGCCGAAUGGAAUGCAAAAGAAACCACUAACACCGAAGCAUCCGAGUAAUCAUCCAAACUACAGGCCACCAAACAAUAUGAAUCGUCCGCUACCACCAGGGAUUCCUCCAAUGAAAGCUAUGCCACCACUAAUGCAUCAUAACAAACCGGUUUUCAAUCAACAUGUGAAGACAGGCCCAGUCAAGGCUAACGGUGCUCCAAUCCAUUCCAUAAUAUUGGGUAAACCCGGUCCAAGUACCAUAAUACAACCUAGUCAAAGUCACGAAUUUAUGAAAACAAAUGUGAUUGCCAAUCAAAUUGUCAAAAGUCAAAUAAGCUUACCUAGUUCAAAUGAACCCGUGAUAGCACAUAGCAGUCCAUCUUCUUUCUUAAACAAACCAGGUCAAAUUAUUCUAGGCAAACCUAUGGACUACCCUCAGCCAUUAGAUCAACAAAUGAUCCAAUCCAACUACCAAAACUAUCAAGCAUCUUCAACGGCUUCACCAGAUCAAUCUUAUUUGAAUAAUUUUAGACUUGAAGCUGAAAGCGCGCAACAACCACAAAAUGAAGUUAAAUCCUCAGACUUCAUAGGAGAAUCUGUGCCAGAUACAUCUUCUUUGAAACCCGCUGUAAAUACUGGGUUCCAACCAGAUACUAUUGUUAUAGAGAGUGGCUUCAAGCCAAUCAUCAGAGAACCGUUAAUGGCCGGAGAAGAUAGGAUCGCUGAUCCUGAUGAGAAUGCAAACAGACGAGAAGAUACUGAUGUUGAGGAAGAAUAUGAUCUAUCGCCCCAAUUGUUAAAUCAUCAAUAUACCCCACUUCCAAGUGAUAAAUUGACUGAAACGUUCGAGCCAAUGUUCAUACCAUCUCCGCCUGAUCACUUGUUGCCUACAAAUGAUAGGACAAAGGAAAUAUUUCCGAAAAACCAUGCUAAAGAAGACAGACCACACCCAGUUUAUGUUAAAACUCAAGAAGAGUUAGUUGAUUUGUUUAGUAAGAAAAAUAUGGACAAGGAAGUGCCUACUGAUUUGGUAAUGGCAUCAGAUAGAGUAAGUCCUCAUUAUCUUCCUCCUGACCCUAAAAUGAGCAUGCAACAUUCACAAAAAUUGUCAAUGGAAAAAGAGCCAUCAACAUUCACAACUUACGAUGGAAAGAAAAUUUCGGCUUCCACUCUGGUUACCGUUCCAAACAUAACCAAUGGCCCAAAACUGUAUUCAUCUAAACUUCCUUCAAAUACCGAGCUAUUACUGAAAACUCCACAAUUUGGUCCUUUCAAGGGUGAAAUACCUCCGUUACUAAGUAAGCCAUCUGCUUCUGAUUUAACGAAAGAUCAAAUGCCAGAUUCUCCAGAAGCUUCAGACCAUCGAUCCACACACCUCAAACUUGUUAACGUUUUCCAAGACAGCGAUGACUCUAUCGAUGACUUAAAAGAAGAUGGUAGUGAAAUUCAUGAAGUCAUUGAAGAGUUGACCAACACUGAAGAUGAUGAGGAAAAUGAAGAAGAAAAUACAAGUGAAAUUACAAAGCGGCGUAAAAGAGAUACAAGUACACAAUUCAUAGGUGAAGUUGAAGAAAAAGUAAUGACAAAUGGUCAUAGUAUAAAUGGUAGCCAGGAAAAGUCUCCCACCUCCUUCGGGAGCAGGAGUAUGUCCUGUUGGACGCACGUAGUUUUAUUAGCGUUGUGUUUAAGGCUGGUCUGAGACCGUAUAAUUUAACUUAUUUAUUGGUACGAUGUAAGCCUUGCCAUUUCCGCAUUUCGUGUGUUCUCUGUGGCUGUGGGUCUUGCGCUGAGGUUCCAGGGUUCGCUCUCACUUGUUACCACUCUUUUACGUGUGUAAUGCAAUUCAAUACUCCGAUAGU
Molecule: messenger RNA, 4615 nt
Organism: Amyelois transitella
Lineage: Eukaryota; Metazoa; Arthropoda; Insecta; Lepidoptera; Pyralidae
Gene: Skeletor
Product: protein Skeletor, isoforms B/C
Exons: 14
Coding region: 79-4455 (1458 amino acids)
Source: RefSeq, a predicted model, not a curated record